Medioppia subpectinata is the source of this 1278-nucleotide messenger RNA. Lineage: Eukaryota; Metazoa; Arthropoda; Arachnida; Sarcoptiformes; Oppiidae. The record is from the annotation of a GenBank genome assembly.
AUUCGCCAGAAUAUCCUUUCAUUCAUACAUUUAGUCAAUCACUUGUCUGUUAUAUAAUUUGUAAAUUAAAACAUUUUGUACAAAAUGUUUGCUUUUGCGAAAAGUGGCAAAACUUUUCUAAAGCCAUCGAUAAUUGGCGAACAAUCGGUUCUUUUGAAAACUGUUUACAAUUCUUCUCAAGAAUUAUCACAAAUUCAUAAACGAUUUAUCCAUAAAAAUACGAAUUCGCCGAAUGUCUUGAUUACUGGGAGUUUGGGACAGUUAGGCACUGGCCUCGCAAGACUAAUGAGGCAAAAGUAUGGCAAAGACAACGUUAUUAUGUCUGAUAUAAUCAAAGCGCCGAAAGAGAUCCUAAAGAGCGGACCAUUCAUUUACGCCGAUAUUCUUGAUUUCAAAAAUUUACAAGAAAUUGUUGUCAACCAUCGGAUCGAUUGGUUAAUACAUUUCAGUGCUUUACUCAGUUCUGUCGGCGAAUAUAACGUUCCGCUGGCGAUGAGAGUCAAUAUCGACGGUUUGCAUAAUGUGUUGGAAUUGUCGCGACAAUACAAACUCAGACUCUUCGUGCCCUCAACUAUAGGCGCCUUUGGGCCGCAAUCGCCCCGAAAUAUUCCCACUCCUGACUUUUGCGUCCAAAGACCGCAAACCAUUUAUGGUGUUUCCAAAGUUCACGCGGAACUCAUUGGAGAAGUAUUUACAAUAGUAAAUUCUGUCGCACAGUAUUAUUGGCAAAAAUUUGGAUUAGACUUCCGUUGCCUUCGGUUUCCUGGAGUGAUAUCCGCCGACACUAAUCCCGGCGGAGGGACCACUGAUUAUGCCGUUUCUAUCUUUCACGAGGCAUUAAAAUAUGGAUCGUAUGAAUGCUAUUUAAAGCCCGACACAAGACUUCCGAUGAUGUAUAUCGACGACUGUUUGAAUUCAUUGAUGUCUAUUAUGGAGGCAUCGGAUGAUCAACUGAAACAAAGAACAUAUAACGUAAAUGCCAUCAGUUUUACCCCCAAAGAACUCACUGAUGCCAUCAAGAGAUAUGUUCCCAAUUUUAAAGUUUCUUAUAAAUUAGACGGCAGACAGACUAUCGCGGACACAUGGCCUAGGUCGUUGGACGAUACAAACGCUCGUCAGGACUGGGGUUGGAAUCAUAAAUACGAUUUGGACGGCUUGUGUCAAACCAUGUUUAACGCACUACAGAAGCAAUAUAACAGCCCUCACAUGAGUCCUGACUUUACUAAUAAUAAACUUAACGAAGAAUCGCAGAAUUCUUUCGCUGCGACAGCCUAUUAG